CCCAGUCCAGCCAGACUUCUCUCUCCCUCCCCUUUCCCUCUGUUGCGCAGCACUGCGAGACUGGCGCACUAUACUCACUAUGGCAUCCACCGCAGCACGGACUCUCUUAGUGCUUUUCGUCACCUUCUGUGCAUCAAGUAUUGGAUUAACAGCCGACAAGCCCCUGCGGCCGCGGAACGUGCAGCUGACGUUGGUGGACAAGGGCCUGAGGGUAAGCUGGGAACCUCCCAACGAGCUGGACGGUCGGCCGGUGGACCGCUACACCAUUGGCUAUGGCAAGUCCAUGAGGACACUCCGCUUCAUCAAGGUGGACAAGGACAGACGGUCCGAGGUACUGGAGGAUGUAGAGCCCGGAGUUCUGCACUUUCUCAAGAUGAGUGCCGAGAACAAGGAGGGGAUAAGCAAACCUGUGUACAGAGCAGAGACGCCAGGAGGUGGUGAAUGGGUCAAACUGGACGGCUUUGCAGUGGUGGGCGGAGCACCUGUCAACGCAUCCUCUCCAGCUCGUCCAUCUCCUACUCCAGACAUGUGGCCCAGGGCUAACUCCCCUGUCAGGAUCCCUGUGAGCACAGGAAGAGGAUCAGUGGUUGAUGGGGUGGUGCACCCGUCAGGCCUGACCUCCUCCAGGGGGCAGCGGAUCCAGAGACCCCCCCAAUCAUCCUCCGGCCCUCGUCAGCCAGAUAGGGCCAGGGCAGGGACACCCCUGCUGGACCAGAGGUCCCAACACCACCACCACCACCACCACACCCAGCCACAGGCUGACCAGAGAAACAGACACAACCCCAAACUAGCGUCUGAGUCCAUCUAUGUGGUAUCACUGCAGGCAAAGAGAGCCACGGGGCGGAGCGUGCCAAGCAACAGGGCCACCCUCACCAAAAAAACUCCCCCAGAGCCUGAGGAGUAUGAGGCCAAAGACAUCGGUGUGAGGGUCAUGUCCCCUCAGUCUGUCCUCAUCAGCUGGGUGGACCCGGCCAUCGAGAUGGAGAAGGUCCUACCUGGUGGCUCCAGACACUACACAGUGAAGUACAGGGAAAAGGGUGAGUCUGCUCGAUGGGAGUACAAGGAGACCAACCAGAGGAGGCUGCUGAUAGAUACCCUGUCAGCUGAUGGGAUGUACGAGUUCUCCGUCCGAAUCUCCCAGGGAGACAACCACAGCAAGUGGAGCGUGUCCGUGUUCCAGAGGACCCCAGAAUCUGCUCCCUCUGGUCCUCCGGAGAACUUUGAUGUGAAGCCACUGAGAGGGAAGGGAACCGCUGUCACGGCGACCUGGGACCCACCUGAGGAACCCAACGGGAGGAUACGAGAGUACAUAAUGUCCUAUGCUCCUGCCAUGAAACCCUUUGGGAUGAAGUCAGUGACAUACCGCGGCAGCACCACCUCAGCCAUCAUAGACGGCUUCCAGCCUGGGGACCUCUACAUCUUCAAGAUCAGAGCCACCAACAGGAGGGGCCAGGGCCCCCAGACCAAAGCCUUUAGAGUAGCCAUGCCUGGAGGCACCGCCAGCAGUGCUGCCUCCUCGCCAACUCAAGGUGGCCGUAGAACCAGCUACACCCCCUCUCAGACGUCCAAACAGGACAGUUACCAUGACCAUGACCAUGACGAUGACGUCAACCUCCAAUUAGAAGACGUGACCAAGGAGCCGACCACACCCACUCAGACCACAUCUGCCCCGCCCACCACCAGACGGACACGCCCCCUCACCAAGACACGCUCCCAUCACAGCAUCUCCUCAGAUGUGAGGGGCACGGUCAGGAACAGGGCGACCAAUCAGCGACUAGGAGCCGGUACCUCUUCAGCCAGAGACAAGGGGAGAAAGACAGAAACAGCGGAUGAACAGGAGGAGGGGAACAAAACAACAGAAACCACCCGAGAAGAAGAGGAGGAGAAGCUCACUAACGAAGACGUGGAGGAGAAGAAAGAAGCAGUGACUCAGAACAAUGUUGUUCCUUCUACACCUGAGGACAAGGGCUAUGUCAGAGGGAGAGGUAAAGGGAAGGAUGUAGAUGAGCCCUCCAGACCCAGCCUCAAAACAGAAGUUCCCUCAUCAGAGGGCUCCUCAUCAUCAUCUAAACCCUCCUCCCCUCUCCGCAAACCUCUCUCUGGCAGACGCAUCAAUUCUGGUCGGAGACCAUUCUCCCGGACAUCAGUCUCAGGGUCAGUGUCCCAGUCAAAGACACAGGAUGCAGAAAAGGACAGCACCUCCUCAUCCUCCUCAUCUUCUUCGUCCUCCAGCCCAUCCCCCAACGAGGAGUCUGCAGCCAUCAGGAAGGACGACACUGUCACCAACUACUCCCAGGGCAAAAACACCUACGACCAGCCAAGUGUCACAGCGGCCAAACCCUCCACCUCAACCCCUACCCCAAACCAGGCCGUCUCAGAGCCCAAGACCGAGGCACCAUCUGUGGGAAGAGGAUCUGCUCUCCCGGGCCGUGGAUAUGGUUAUGGCAGGCGGAAACCCGGGAUCCUGUCUCGGGGGAAUCCAAAUGGCCGAGUUCUGACUGUACUCAGCAAACCUGGGUCAGACUCGACUUCCACCGGCAUGUCCCAGUCCACUCUACCAACCGAAGGCAAGAUCUCAGAAACAUCACACACUCACGGCUCACACACUCCUAACACACAGCACUUAACACACCACCAGGACAAUAAUGACUACAACGACUACAAAGUCACAGAGGCAGAGGCCACCAAAGAAGAAGAACCCACUUCCAGUUCCCGGACCAUUUCCACUACACAUUCUUCUGAGGACAGGAGACAGGACAAGAGAAAUUCCAAGACACCUGCUCCCCCUGCCUCCAGGAUGAACCCCUUUGUGAAACGGCCGCAGAGCAGGUUCGGAACAGGGAUGGGGAGCGGUAGCAGGGUGUCUUCCCCCCGGGCAGACGGGAGGGUUCCCUGGAGCAGGACAGGCUCCUCAUCCUCUGUUGGGGCAGGAAGACCCAUCCUGAGAGGAUUCCCCUCUAGGACAGCUGCCUCGGGGGCAGCAUCUGCCUCGGGGGCAUCAAGGACCUCAGCAGUGCAGGAGACCAGUGAGGAUGCUAAACAACCCUCCACCCUCUACCCGUUAAAGAACGGGGUGGGGGCUGGGGCACUUAAACCCUCUCUGCCCAACAGGAAUACCGUUCGAGGUGAAUCUAGGAAUCCCAUCACCUCCUCUUCCUCUUCUUUCUCCUCAUCCUCCUUCAACUCCUCCUCUAGUAGUCGUAGAGACUCCAGUGAGCCCAUCCACAGAGGAAGCAGCACCAGGAAGGACAGCAGUAAUGACCAUAAGGAGGACUAUCUCUACAAGGGGAGUAAGGAGAUGUAUGAGUGGAAUGAAAAAGUCACAGACCCAACCACCGCCCCCAAAACUACUGCCACCACUACCACUGCCACCACUACCACUACCUCAGCCCCAACUACCGCCCGCAGGGUGCCCCAGAGUGGGGCCAACGAGAGUGUGGACAGGGAACCCACUCCUGGUAGAACCAGGCCCGGUUUCGUCCCUGGUUCUAUGCUCCCCCGCCGUACCAUUAUAGGUCCCAACGGGAGGGUGCGAUCUCCCCUGCUCACAAACGGUCAGACAAGAUCUAGGUUCCCCAUUAGAGCACAACCAGCACAGAGCACACGGUUAGGUUCCUCUAACACAAACACAUCAUCUUCCUCUUCUUCCUCUCCCUCCUCUAGUCUGUCGCAGCCAGAUCACGGGGUUAGCGGGGCUGCUAGUGUUAGCACUGGAGGCUCCACCCCUUCCCUCUCUCGCCCCUCCCUCAGACAGACCUCCAUUGGCGGCAGCCAGGGAUCUCAAGGCUCCUCUUCCUCCUCGUCAUUCUCAUCCAGAGACACUGUGGUGGGCCAGGGUACAAGGACGCGCUACCCCAGCCGGUCAGACCCCCAUCUCAGGAGUAAAACCCCCAGCGGAGGCCUCAAGCCCGGCUACGGAAAUGGUAAAAAUGGCCGCCCCAAUCUCACAGCGACCAGUGACAAAGAGUCCAGCACAUCCAAUGACAACACCAAACCUAAUGGAAGAAGGUACAUCACUGGGCCCGAUGGAGCCAAAUGGGUGGUGGACUUGGAUAAGGGGGUUCUGAUGAACGAGAAUGGCAUGGUUCUCCAGGACUCUCAGGGCCAACCCAAGAGGGUGGUUCUGGGAGAGGACGGACGCACCAUCUUCGACCACCAGGGCAGCCCAUUAGUGAACCAGGAGGGCCAGGCUCUGUUUGGUCACGGCCGGGAAAGCCAACCGGUGGUCAACCCCAAAGACAAGUUCCUGACCGUGGGUGGCAAACCCAUCAUUGGCCUGGACCGGGCUCAACCAAGGACCACAACCACAACCAGACCUCCUACUACGACCACACCUGAACCGACAACGCUACCAAGCACCACUGAAAUGUCCACAGAGGAGACUAUAACCAUGCCGGUGUUCCCGACCUGUCCUCCCGGCACAUUUUUGAUCAGGGAUGAGGAGGGAUUCCCAAUGCUGGAUGCUGAUGGCAUCCUGGACUGUUAUCCUGAAGAGGAAUCCUCGGGAAUGGAAACGGACUCUAUGGAUGAGUUGUUGUGGCAGACCACCCUGCCCCCCACGCUGCCCCCCACCACCACCACGACAGACCACCCCGCCCCUGAACCAGACACCAGGCCCUUCAACAAUAGCCCCUCCAAUGAGUUCGACCUCGCCGGGAAGAAACGCUUCACAGCUCCGUAUGUGAACUUCAUCCAGAAGGAUCCGGGAGCUCCGUGCUCGCUGACGGAGGCUCUGGAAUACCUACAGGUGGACGUCCUGGAAAACCUGUUCAAGAAAGACAGCCUGGCUUCUAAUCAGAAACAGCCGCCCAAAAACAAGCCCCACAACAUCACGGUGGUCGCCAUGGAAGGCUGUCACUCAUUCGUCAUCCUGGACUGGGCCAUCCCACUGAAGGAUGACAUGGUGUCAGGCUACAUGGUCCACAGUGCCUCAUACGAUGACGUCCUCAACAACAGGUGGUCCUCCAGUGCAUCCAGCGGCUCACAUCUGGCUGUAGAAAACCUCAAACCUAACUCCAGGUACUACUUCAAAGUCCAGGCGAAGAAUGUCUUUGGGCUGGGACCGGUCAGCGAUACAUUCACCUAUGUCACUGAGUCAGACGACCCUCUUCUUAUUGAACGACCACCUGGUGGAGAGCCUAUCUGGAUUCCCUUUUCCUUCCGAUACAACCCCCAGCACAGUGCCUGUAAGGGCAGCCAGUACGUCAAGAGGACAUGGUACAGAAAGUUUGUAGGUGUGGUCCUGUGCAACUCACUGAGAUACAAGAUCUUCAUGGGAGAUGGGCUGAAAGAAACAUUCUACAGUAUAGCAGACACAUUCGGUCAUGGGGAGGACCACUGCCAGUUUGUAGACUCUUACCUAGAUGGGAGGACAGGCUCCCCCAACCUCUCACUGCAUCUGCCAACAGCACAGGGUUACUAUCGCUCAUACAGGCAGGAGCCAGUGAACUUUGGACCUAUCGGCCGGCGUACGCCACAUCUCUUCGGUGGAUGGUAUGAGUGCGGGGUGCCUAUCCCUGGCAAGUGGUAACACAGGGGGUCACAAAGAGGUCGUCAUCGAGGGCAACCCGACUCCAUCCUGCUGCAGCCUUUCUCGUGCUGUUACUGACCCCACCCCCUGGAGAUAAACUUUUGCUAACCACAGCAGAAAGACAACAACAUUCCAAAUUUAUACUACUUCAGAUUGAAGAGAAUAUAAUACUUUAAACAACAACUAAUAUUUCCAUGUAUUCAUUAACAUGCACUUUUAUAAAAGCAGUCUGUAUAUGAGGGAGGAAAAGCAUGUACAGCGGCUUGCGAAAGUAUUCACCCCCUUGGCAUUUUUCCCAUUUUGUUGCCUGACAACCUGGAAUUAAAAUGUAUUUUUGGGGGGUUUGUAUCAUUUGAUUUACACAACAUGCCUACCACUUUGAAGAUGCAAAACAAGAAAUAAGAAAUAAGACAAAAAAAUGGAAAACUUGAAAAUGUGCAUAACAAUUCAGAACCCCCCCCCCCCCCCAAAAUCAAUAUUUUGUAGAGCCACAUUUUGCUGCAAUUACAGCUGCAAGUCUCUUGGGGUAUGUCUCUAUAAGCUUGGCAGAUCUAGCCACUGGGAUUUUUGCCCAUUCUUCAAGGCAAAACUGCUCCAGCUCCUUCAUUUUGGGUGGGUUUCGCUGGUGUACAGCAAUCUUUAAGUCAUACCACAGAUUCUCAAUUGGAUUGAGGUCUGGGCUUUGACUAGGCCAUUCCAAGAUAUUUAAAUGUUUCCCCUUAAACUACUCGUGUUUCUUUAGCAGUAUGCCCUAGGGUCAUUGUCCUGCUGGAAGGUGAACCUCUGUCCCAGUCUCAAAUCUCUGGAAGACCGAAACAGAGUUUCCUCAAGAAUUUCCCUGUAUUUAGCACCAUCCAUCAUUCCUUCAAUUCUGACCAGUUUCCCAGUCCCUGGAGAUGAAAACAUCCCCACAGCAUGAUGCUGCCACCACCAUGCUUCGCUGUGGGGUUGGUGUUCUCGGGGUGAUGAGAGGUGUGAGGUUUGCGCCAGACAUAGCGUUUUCCUUGAUCGCCAAAAAAGCAAAAUUUUUGUCUCAUCUGAUCAAAGCACCUCCUUCCAUAUGUUUGGGGAGUCUCUCACAUGCCUUUUGGUGAACAAGCAAUGGCUUUUUUCUGGUCACUCUUCCGUAAAGCCCAGCUCUGUGGAGUGUACGGCUUAAAGUGGUCCUAUGGACAGAUACUCCAAUCUCCACUGUGGAGCUUUGCAGCUCUUUCAGGGUUAUCUUUGGUCUCUUUGUUGCCUCUCUGAUUAAUGCCCUCCAUGCCUGGUCUGUGAGUUUUGGUGAGCGGCCCUCUCUUGGCAGGUUUGUUGUGGUGCCAUAUUCUUUCCAUUUUGUUAUAAUGUAUUUAAUGGUGCUCCGUGGGAUGUUCAAAGUUCCGGAUACCCAACACUGAUCUGUACUUCUCCACAACUUUGUCCCUGACCUGUUUGGAGAGCUCCUUGGUCUUCAUGGUGCCGCUUGCUUGGUGGUGCCCCCUUGCUUAGUGGUGUUGCAGACUCUGGGGCCUUUCAGAACAGGUGUAUAUGUGACAAAUCAUGUGACACUUAGAUUGCACACAGGUGGACUUUAUUUAACUAAUUAUGAGACUUCUGAAGGUAAUUGGUUGCACCAGAUCUUAUUUAUAGUAUAGUCUAAAAAAUAUAAUAAUUUCUUUAAACAAGUAAUUGUUUUCAUUUCACUUUACCAAUUUGGACUAUUUUGUGCAUGUCAAUUACAUGAAAUCCAAAUAAAAAAGCAAUUUAAAUUACAGGUUGUAAUGCAACAAAAUAGGACAAAUUCUAAAGGGGAUGGAUACUUUUGCAAGGUACUGUAUUGCUAUUGCUUAGUUUAACUUUUGUCUUCCGGAUCAGAAAGUGUCCUGGUUUAUUCCCGACUAUUCCCAACUAUUGCCGAGUCGGCCCCUGGCAUUAUCUAUCUCAUCAAAGUGCACCUGUGAUUACGAUAUCACUAAUGAAAUGGAGAACAUGUAAAAGACCAAAGCACAUACUUAACAGGAUUUGUAUGUGUGUUUAUUAUCAAUCAAGAUAUUUGGUUCAUAACAGUAGUAUGAUAGAGCAAUGGCUUUUGACAACUGCUUUUGGUGUCAGUUGUUUUCUGGUCAGUGUUGUUAUACUCUUUGGUAUUUGCGAGACGAUAUGAGAAGUUGGUGUGGAAGUGUUGUAUGUAUACGGACAUUGAAAAAAAUAUACCUAAUAUUUGCUCAGGAAUGGUUGGACAUUGAAUAAAGGUGCUAUGGAAACCAAGGACCCCCUAAACAGUUCAUUUGUUCAGAGAGGAUAUCUGAAUGGCCAGAUUUAAUGUCACAUACAGAAUAUUGUUUCCAUGUGUAGGGAAACUCAAACUGUUCAAACCUGAGCAAAUAUAUUCAGUUUCAGUUUUACUUGUUCAAUUUAGUUUCAUAACUUGUCAAAACUAUGUAUUACACAUUAAGGGACAUACAGUACCUUCAAAAAGUAUUCAGAUCUCCUGACUCUUUCCACAUUUUGUUACAGCCUUAUUCUAAGAUGGAUUUUAAAAAAUCCUCAGCAAUCUACACACAAUACCCCAUAAUGAUCAAGUGAAAACAGGUUUUAAGAAAUUUUAGCAAGAAAAAAAAAAAAAAAACUUAUAAACAUAACUAUUCAGACCCUUUGCUAUGAGACUCGAAAUUGAGCUCAGGUACAUAUUGUUUCCAUUGAUAAUCCAUGAACUGUUUCUACAACUUCAUUGGAGUCCACCUGUGGUAAAUUCAAUUGAUUGGACAUGAUUUGGAAAGGCACACACCUGUCUAUAAAAGGUCCCUCAGCUGACAGUGCAUGUCAGAGCAAAAACAAAGCCAUGAGGUCGAAGGAAUUGUCCGUAGAGCUCUAAGACAGGAUUGUGUCGAGGCCCGGUAAUGGGGAAGGAUACCAAAAAAUGUCUGCAGAAUUGAAGGUCCCCAAGAACACAGUGGCCUCCAUCAUUCUUAAAUAGAAGAAGUUUGGAACCGCCAACACUCUUCCUGGCCAAACUGAGCAAUCGGGGGAGAAGGGCCUUGAUCAAGGAGGUGACCAAGAAACCGAUAGUCACUCUGACAGAGCUCUAGAGUUCCUCUGUGGAGAUGGGAGAACCUUCCAGAAGGACAACCAUCUCUGUAGCACUCCACCAAUCAGGCCCUUGUGGUAGAAUGGCCAGACUGAAGCCACUCCUCAGUAAAAGGCACAUGACAGCCCGCUUGGAGUUUGCCAAAAAGCCCCUAAAGACUCUCAGACCCUGAGAAACAAGAUUCUCUGGUCUGAUUUAACCAAGAUUGAACUCUUUGGCCUGAAUGCCAAGCAUCACGUCUGGAGGAAACCUGGCAUGCUCCAUCCCUAUGAAGCAGGAUGGUGGCAGCAUCAUGCUGUGGGGAUGUUUUUCAGCGGCAGGGACUGGGAGACUAGUCAGGAUCGAGGCAAAGAUGAACGGAGCAAAGUACAGAGAGAUCCUUGAUGAAAACCUAGUCCAGAGCUCAGGACCUCAGACUGGGGUGAAGGUUCUUCCAACAGGACAACGACCCUAAGCACACAUUCAAGACAACGCAGGAGUGGCUUCGGGACAAGUCUCUGAAUGUCCUUGAGUGGCCCAGCCAGAGCCUGGACUUGAACCCAAUCAAACAUCUCUGGAGAGACCUGAAUAUAGCUGUGCAGAAACGCUCCCAAAUCCAACCUGACAGAGCUUGAGAGGAUCUGCAGAGAAGAAUAGAAGAAACUCCCCAAAUGCACUUGUGCCCAGCUUGUAGCAUCAUACCCAAAAAGACUUGAUGCUGUAAUCUCUGCCAAAGGUGCUUCAAUGAAGAACUGAGUAAAGGGUCUGAAUGUACAUGUAAAUGUGAUAUUUCAUUUUUAUUUUCAGAAAAAUAUCUAAAACCCUGUUCUUGCUUUGUCAUUAUGGGCUAUAGUGUGUAGAUUGAUGAGGAUUUUUGUAUUUAUUAUUAUCAAUUUUAUAAUAAAGCUGAAUACUUUCCGAAGGCA
This is a messenger RNA of Salvelinus fontinalis (brook trout), 9499 nucleotides long. RefSeq names its product fibronectin type III domain-containing protein 1-like. Gene Ontology annotation, molecular function: protein binding. NCBI's taxonomy places the organism in Eukaryota, Metazoa, Chordata, Actinopteri, Salmoniformes, Salmonidae. Bases 80 to 5530 code for a protein of 1816 amino acids. The record is from RefSeq and is a predicted model, not a curated record. The transcript has 23 exons.